Molecule: messenger RNA, 1091 nt
Organism: Aegilops tauschii subsp. strangulata
Lineage: Eukaryota; Viridiplantae; Streptophyta; Magnoliopsida; Poales; Poaceae
Source: RefSeq, a predicted model, not a curated record
AUCUCUGUAGCUGUUGGUCCCUCUUCGUAUUGCGAAACUGAAACCAACGAUAGUAUAUUAAUAGGAGAGCCGAUCUCUGUAGUUGUUGGUCCCUCUUCAUAUUCUAAAACUGAAACCAACGAUAGUAUCUUGAGAGAAGCCGAGAGUCUGAGACCAUCCUGCUAAUCUUCUCCUGUGAUUCCGUUACUCUUUCCAAUAAUUUAUCUCCCAUGUCAUGUUUGCAUCUUUCCCACUUCAGACCAUCCCUUGGCCUUCUACGAAUCCGCGCAUACAAAUUCAACUCUUCGCUGACCCGAUGGUUGGCGCAGUGGCGCUGCAUCAUCCAAGCUUGCAGACCCCUGCCGCCACCGGAUUCAACAGCGAGCAGCUGCGACGACCCUGCCAUCGAUGGAUUCGAUGGCGAGGAGCUGCGCCCAGCACCCUCUGCAACCUAGCUCCAUCGCCCUUCUCGUGUACCAUCUUCAAAUCUGCUGCUGGGAGCCCGGGAGGACGGGACACAUCUGCACACAUCUGCAGCCGUCAACGUCGCAUGCCCUCUUCUCUGUCCCAGGUUCCCCCCGCAUCCUCUUAUUGGCAGCUUUCAGCAUUUUUUUAGUCUAUGUCGACAAGGUAUUCGAUCACAACCCAAGCAAGUCGCAGUUACAGGUCACACAUGUGUUACACAGUCUCAUUGUCGACAAGAUAUUUUACAGGCUCCUAGCAAAUGAUCCAUGGAAUGCAUCAUAAAUUCAUAGCAAGAUACAGUUUGCCCUGAUAGUAUCUUGUGGAGCAUAUAGAAUGAAUAGACGUCUAUUAGAAUAUGGUCUAUUGUCUGCCUCGCUUCUCUUAUGAAGCUGCAAGUAUUUACAGGGCAAAUAGGAACAAUUUGUGUGUUGAUUUGUGAUUUAUAUGUCCGUAUAUGUUGAUGUAGUUUUCAAUCAAAUUGUAUCUGUAAUCUUUAUCGUACUUUUGUUGGCUUUGCAGGAACAGUUUGUUGUGAUGCCUACCAUUUUCUUGGCAACUUGGACGUUGUGUUCUGAAGUUUCAACUCAUGUGCUAUCACUAAUGUUAUCCCAUGUCAAUAAUAGUAGUGCUCAUUGUCGACAACCAAA